This is a messenger RNA of Physella acuta, 603 nucleotides long. RefSeq names its product nucleolar protein 56-like. Gene Ontology annotation, molecular function: snoRNA binding. The record is from RefSeq and is a predicted model, not a curated record. Gene Ontology annotation, cellular component: box C/D methylation guide snoRNP complex; small-subunit processome. Lineage: Eukaryota; Metazoa; Mollusca; Gastropoda; Physidae.
AUGAUACUCUACAGCUACAGCUACUAUACGUCGCGUAAAAAGAUAUUGGCCUACAUGAAAGAGAAUAGGUAUGGCCUCAUCUUUCAUUCAACCUUUAUUGGACGCGCAGGUGCAAAAAAUAAAAGACGUAUUUCCAGAUACCUAGCAAAUAAGUGUACCAUAGCAUCUAGGGUUGACAAUUUUUCAGACAUCCCAACCUCAGAGAUUGGUCAGCGUUUAAAGCAGCAAGUUGAUGACAGGCUUAAGUUCUAUGAAACUGGAGAAAAUCCUGCCAACAAUAUAGAUGUCAUGAAGAUAGCUGUUAGUGAAGCUGAAGAAGCAAAACAGAAAGUCUUAAAAGCGCAUAGAAAACAAGAAAGAAAAGAGAAAAAACAAGCAAAAGAGGUAGAAGAAAAUGGGGAAUAUGAGCCAGUGAAGAAGAAGAAAAAGAAGAAGAGCAAGGAAGAGAAUGAUGAGAGUGUAGUUAAUGAGGUGGAUACAAGUGUUGGGUCUGAACUUGAUACAACUGUUGAUGGGAAGAAGAAAACGAAAAACUAUCAAAAAAACGAAAGAAAAAAACAGGACAUAACUAAACUUAGUACAUCUCUAAAUUUGUGUCGCUGA